CCCAAUUGCCUCACCGAGAACAACUACGAUGGACGAGAAGACCGACUACUCGCUCGUGCAGGACCAGUCGUCGCUGCGCAAGAAGGUCACGUUUGGCGUUCUUCUUUUCGUGUCCAUUUUUGCCAUUGGUCUCGGCGCCGGCGUCAUCGUGCAGGAGGUCAGCCACAACAACAUCGAGGGCCACAACUCGCAGCUCACGGUCACGGGCGACGUCAACUCGUGCUACGGCGUCCAUUUGAUGGCCAACGGCGCCAGCAUCGGCGACAGCAGCGUGUGCCCGGGCGCCAAGAAGACCCAGUUCCUCGUCAAGAGCAUCCCGACCGCCGUCAAGUUUGACAUUCCGGCGUCGCAGUGCUUUGCGAACGUCGUGUAUGCGACCAACCAGACGCUCGAAGGCUUCAAGGGCCCGACCUCGAUCACGAUCAAGAGCGCGCACUUGGCCGCCAAGCUCGGCGACAACUCGACCGCGACGGCGUGCGCGACAGGCUAUAGCUUCACCAAGGCGACGACGUUCUCGCUCGACUUGGUCGCGCUGAAGGGCGUGAACGGGUCGCUGCCGUCGGACAACGCGACGAUCCUCAGCAGCCUCUCGGUUUAAGCGCACCCAGCCCCAUCUUUUUGUACAUCUCCAAAUAUAUAUGCAGUCGGUUCCGAUGGAUUUCCAUCACCUUGUCUCUUGG
Molecule: messenger RNA, 680 nt
Organism: Saprolegnia parasitica CBS 223.65
Lineage: Eukaryota; Oomycota; Saprolegniomycetes; Saprolegniales; Saprolegniaceae
Exons: 1
Coding region: 29-598 (189 amino acids)
Source: RefSeq, a predicted model, not a curated record